This is a messenger RNA of Anopheles stephensi (Asian malaria mosquito), 2202 nucleotides long. RefSeq lists its product as uncharacterized. Bases 634 to 1044 code for a protein of 136 amino acids. NCBI's taxonomy places the organism in Eukaryota, Metazoa, Arthropoda, Insecta, Diptera, Culicidae. The transcript has 2 exons. The record is from RefSeq and is a predicted model, not a curated record.
UUGCUUUCUCGAAAGACAACGAUUCUUGUCGCAAAAGCUGCUUCCGCAAUUCACCAUCACGAAUGCCCGCUACGAAUUGAUCACGUAGGGCUUCCUUUAAAAAGUUGCCGAAUCUGCACUGUUGCGCCGCUGACUUAAGCAUGAUGAUGUACUCGUGGAUCUGCUAACUUUCCUGCAGACAGUUCCGGAAUUUAAAACGUUCCGCAACCACACUCACUACCGGACUCAAAUGCGCUUUUAAUAGUUCGCACAGCUUCUCAUAAGGCUUCAGACGCGGUUCCUCCGGAUCGCACACUUUGCUUGCAACCUUGUACAAGGAUGCUCCGCCUAACGUAUGCAACAAUCCAGUCUUCUUUUUUUGCUCGACGUCGUUCACUUCAAACAACACAUUUAUUCGACACAAAUAUUCCGUAAAGGAUUCGCCUAAAACGAAAGGCUCGACAGACCCGACUUAUUGUGCCAUUGUACUUUUUUCUUUUUUCUCGUCGCCAAUUUACUGUUGUGACCGAUCGCUUUGACUCUUUAUUCUAGACUGACCGCCGACCUUCCACUUACAUCUUAUAAUACACAUUAAAAUCUAACUCACUAAAACAAACAUACUAACACACAUUAUUUACUACUUCCAUAUACUACAUGUCCCAAGCACCGGUUAUGACUGCUGGCAUCUUCUGUGGAACGACCAAACCCGAAUCUGCAGAAGAAUAUCUUCGUCCAAUGGUGGUCGAAAUGAAUGAUUUGAUGCAGCGUGACAUAAUCGUUCAUGGAUGUCAUGUCGCCAUAAGACUGCGCGCAAUCGUGGCAGACACUCCUGCGAGGGCAUUCAUCAAAGGAGUCAAGGGACACACCGGAUACGACAGCUGCUUGAAAUGUACCGUCGUCGGCAAAUACAGUCAGGCAGGAUGUACAAUGACAUUUCCUGGUACAAAUGCUCUGCAACGAACGGAUAAGUGUUUUAGGGACAAUGCAUAUCCUGGACAUCGCAAGACGGAAACGCCGUUGGUGGAUUUGCAAUUCUUCAACAUCAUCAAGGACAUACCAACGUAAGAUCGACUACACUGUGUGGAUCAAGGUGUCGGCAAGUACUAUAUUUUAGGCUUUCGGGAUGGUACGUUGAGAAAGCAACGCUGGACGACAAAACAAUGUCUUCAAAUUUCAAACCACAUUGAACAGAUUAAGUUGCCGACAGAAAUUCAUCGCAAAAUACGUCCUAUCAAGCAGGCACAUUUUUGGAAAGCGUCGCAGAGCGCGUCUUUUCUCCAUUAUGCUGGGUUCGUAGUGCUGAAACCCCAUCUUACUGAUUGUGAGUACAGACAUUACUUACUGCUGUUUUGUGCUGUGACAUUGCUGUCCUCUUCAGUUAAUAAGGAGAAGUGGCGUUUUGCUGGCCAAUUAUUAAACAAAUUCGUUGAGGACUUUGCAAGUGUGUAUGGCGAACAACAUAUAAGCAGUAAUGUGCACAUAUUGCAACAUUUGUACAAGGAGGUGGAGCGAUUUGGACCUUUAUCAUCCUUUUCCACCUACCCAUUUGAAAUUCAGUGUAAAUGUUUAAAAAAAAUAUUACGUAGUGGAUGGAAGGAGCUAGAACAGGUAAUCAACCGACUUAUGGAAUAUGAGGAGUAUUAUAUAGGAAACCCUAACACAGCAUCAAAGCCCUCUAUUUCCAAACGAGGGAAUAUAAUAACAUUUAACCUCCAGAAAGAGUGUAAGCUUCAAAAUAACGAGAAGAAUUGUUGGUUUAUGAGCAAGGAUAGCAGUAUAUACCAAUUUCAAACAGUUAAUGGCCAAAUGGAAGAUGGCAAUAUGCGCAUUUGCCGGCGUAGGUUGAAUGAAAAAAACUUGGCUUUUGAUUAUCCUUGUGAGUCAAGUAUUUUAAACGCUUACAAAGGAUCCAUUAAAAAUUUAGAUUCGUCGUUUGUGUAUAUAUGACCGGGAUAAGUUAAAUGUGAAUUAGUUGCUAUACCGAGCAUUCGCGAUGAAACUAUUUCCUCUGCUGCAUACAUUUGUGGAAUAAAUUCAGUAAAAAAAAAACAAUGUAAGUAACAAUUGUAAAGGAAGUUAACGAACAGUUCGUUAGUUAGUACAAUUAUUAAGCUGGAAAAGGAAGGUAAUUAAAGCUUACAAAAUUUGCGAUAGAAAGAAAGUAUUGUUGUUCAGCGAAUACCAGAUAAUCGAAGCGGACUAACGAAAUGUAUAAUGUAGUAU